AUGGAGAAGAAGAGGAAACUCCCGGCACGCGCCGCAGCUCGUGUCGAGCAGGCUGCCAAGAAGAGAACGGCGACGCCUCCAGAACGGACCUCGGUCACGCCCGCGCCCUCGACUACUCCGGCCGUCGACGAGAUCCCCGCUCAGCCAUUGCCCAAGUCCAUCCAGCCAGGCAAGCCCUUGCCCACCGUCGAGGAUGCCCAACCCGACGAGCUCUCGACAAAGGAAUUUCAAUCGGUACAAGAGAGCGGUGUCUUGGCCGAGUCUCUCCACCGAUCGCGGCAUCAAUGGAUCAGCGAGGGCAUCUUCGAAAAGUACUGGUCCAAACCGUCCAAGCGAAAGGGCGUCGUCAUCGAGGAGCCCGGCAACCCGGCCAAGGAUACCAUGAUCAAGCUGGGUCCAGUGGUCAUCACCAUUGAGCCUCACGUCUUCGAGGCCACAAUGUUUGCCGUCAAGGACCCGAACCCCAAGCCUCCUGUGCCACAGCCCACCUUCCGUCCCAUCAUGCAGUACGGUCCCCCCAACGGUACGAUGCCACCGCCUCCGACCCCGACGCCCCCUCCCGCCUCGGGCUCGUCGACACCAGCCAAGGCGGCACCAGCCACGCUGGCGCGCUCGCAAACCCCAGUUGCGGCACCUGUACAACCACAGCAACCCAUCCCUCCUCAGCAGCAAUCCCCAAUGACUCCAGGGACAGCGCCAGUGCCCACACCGGCACCAGUACCAGGACCUGCCACUUCAGUGCCAGCGUCGGGUCCUCCACCGCAAGUGAUGCCCGGAGGCUUAGCAGCACCGGUGCCGGUCCCUUCGCCGGGACACGGACAUGGACCUGUUCCUGCACCCGCACCAGCACAUUCACCUACACCUGUCGGUGCUCCUUCAUAUCCACAGCAGCCCGUUAGCCAGCCUCAGCCUAUGCAGGCGCACCCUCACGUGCAUGCGCCAGGACCGCCGCAUGCACCUCCGCCGCAUUCUGUCCCUGGGCCACCUCCUGCACGAGGUAUGGCUUCUUCGCCGCCAGGCAUGAACCACUCAGCUCCCCAUGCUGCUCCGCCACAUGCGCAGCAACCAAUGGCCCCAGGCCUGCACAUGCCUCAAGGGCACCAAGGGCACCAAGGGCACGUGCCCGCCCAGUCGCCCUCCACGCAACAGCACAUGCCUCAAAAAAUGGCCAUCCCGCCAGCUCCCGCCCAUGCACCCCCGAGACCCAACGGCGUUGGGCCUAGCCCGCCACCGGGACAACCAGGGGCUGCCAAGCCUGCGCCCAUGACCCAUCCGCCCGGCACCGACCCGAUCAUCGUGACUUUGGCGGAGAGGGCUACAGAAGAUCCGCAGCUGCGCGACCUGAUGAAGAGGGUUGCCAACGGCAACGCCCCCAAAUACGAGCUGGACAAGUUCCAGAAGAUCAUCGACGAGAUCACGGCAGAGAGCAAGCGCAAGGGGGCUGUCCAAGGCCCAUCGGCAGACCGGCUCCUCGUGGACGGCAGGACAGUGCGAUAUUUUGCGGAGGAGGUCCGGGCUAUUCUUGACAUUGUCUUCAGGACCAACCCCAAGCAGACCUCUGCAGAUCUGCGGCCUCCUGCGGGCAGCGACCCCCUCGUUGUCUUGCUGGUCAAGGCAGCUCUGGACGAUGCUAAAGUUAGGGAGAUGGUCCGUCGCAUCGCCGACAACCGGCCUCAGUUCUCUGACGCGACCGAUCUGAAGACCGUCCUGGACAGGUUGAAGCACCAGGUGAUCAAGGAACAGCAGGGGCCACGCACGCAAUCGCCGGCCAUUGCGCCGUCGCCUACGACGAAGCACCAGGUUAUGCCCAACGGCCGUCCGGCUCUAGCAGCCAACGGCCCGACCAGAACGCCGCCGCCGCCGCAGCAGCACGUGCCGCAGCAGGCUCUGCGGUCGAAAGGACCGCCUCCGGCCUUGCGAACGGACAUUUCCGCUGUCGUGUUUGAGUUUGCAGGCGGCUCUGGCGACCGCUACCUGUUCCCCAAGUUCAGCAUCCUGGACUUUCUACAGACGGCUACGGGCCAGCAGGUGAUUGCCUCGUUCCUCAUUGUGAGGAAGGGAAGCACAUCCGAGUACGGUGGGGACCCGGCGCUCGACUAUUACCAGCCAGUCACGAUACGGCUCUCUGCCACGACGCAUCGCCACCUGGAGAACUUGGCCAGGGUCGUUGCACCUCCGGACGAGGUCAGGCGCUACAUGGACAACAUCAUGGACAAUAUGACGCGUGCAGAGUACAUCCUCUUGGCUAUGAGGCUGCCCAGGAAGGACAAGGAUGAAAAGGAGUCGAGCACCGAGAAGGAGGUCAACGGCGCCGCGAACAAGGAGGCGGAAGGGCUACAGACGGUGCCGCAUCCGGAACCGAUGCAGGGCGUGUUGUGGACUGCAAAGGUUUCGGCAACGUCGACACCCCCUUUGCGAUCGGUCAAGAAGCAGCUUCUGUCGGAGGAAGAGCAGUACCAGAACUUUAUCACUUCCGUGCAGAGAAAGGAAGUGGACGAGGUUUGA
Molecule: messenger RNA, 2505 nt
Organism: Thyridium curvatum
Lineage: Eukaryota; Fungi; Ascomycota; Sordariomycetes; Thyridiales; Thyridiaceae
Exons: 2
Coding region: 1-2505 (834 amino acids)
Biological process (GO): chromatin remodeling
Cellular component (GO): Swr1 complex
Molecular function (GO): ATP-dependent H2AZ histone chaperone activity
Source: RefSeq, a predicted model, not a curated record